Acaulospora colombiana is the source of this 311-nucleotide messenger RNA. The record is from the annotation of a GenBank genome assembly. Lineage: Eukaryota; Fungi; Glomeromycota; Glomeromycetes; Diversisporales; Acaulosporaceae.
AUGUCUUUAGAAUUAGAAAUGGAUCCUCUCUCGGAAGAUACAAAGACCCCGAAUGCCUCUUCCAACAGUAAAAAUUCAUCCGAAAAAACACCAUUACUUCCGAUCGCCUCAAAAUAUUACACAUCAUCCUCCAAUCCUCGGAUCUAUUCUUCCUUCUCGGAUUAUCUUCCAAAUUCCUUUUUAUCCUGGAUUCCUCAUCCCGUAAUAUCCACGGUUUCAUAUCUCUCAUCGAAAGUCUCGACCACAUCUUCGGCCAUAAUCUCUCACAUCCCCAUAAUCCCUCUAUCUCAUAUCACCUCUUCUAUCUCCUC